This is a messenger RNA of Osmerus eperlanus (European smelt), 1365 nucleotides long. RefSeq lists its product as uncharacterized. The transcript is spliced from 2 exons. The coding region runs from base 78 to 1118 and encodes 346 amino acids. The record is from RefSeq and is a predicted model, not a curated record. Lineage: Eukaryota; Metazoa; Chordata; Actinopteri; Osmeriformes; Osmeridae.
GCUAGGUUUAGCCAAGCCAGCUAAUUUUUACACCAGCACAUUUCGCGGGACUGUAAGCAUACGCAUUGGGAGACACAAUGUUUCAACUUACAAUGCAAGUCGCACGAUUAGUUAUCUUCGUCCUUUUCAAUUGUUUGGCACUGGUGUGCACAACUAUUCCACCUGUACAUCGUUUUGGGAUUGUUAAGGAACCUGUGACUUUAACCGCUAAAUACGAACGUAACUGUGUGGUGAAGUAUAAGAGGACUUUGACGGGACUCCAAGGCGUCAACAUCGAAAAGUCCGUUGUUGAAAAAGGCAAACCGACACAAAGUUUCAAGGAUAAGAUCAAAAUAAUCGACACUAAAAUUAUUUUUAGCGAGGCGGAAUACAAUAACCGCGGUGUGUAUGAACUGUUUUGCGACGCUAACAAUAACCCCGUGGAAGAGAUCAGAUUGGAAAUUCUCAACCCAGGCAUAGCAUAUGCUGAAGAGGAAGGGGACGUGAGUUAUCCAUUCUACGCUGACACAAAUGGACUGACUGACAUACAAGUGCAUCUUAGAAAGCUAGUCAAUGGCUCUCUUGAAAACCUUGGCCAACUUCGGACGACAGCAGGUAACGCUGGCACUUACCUCAAAGGGUUUCAAGGAAAUGCAUCCCUGACAGAUGACGGACACGAUGGACACUUUUUAGUCAACUUCACCAACAUAAACCACUCAAACCAGGGGACAUAUGUCAUCAUCAUCACUGAAAAGAAUUUGACAGUGGUAAAUUCUGAGAUUUCAUUUCAGGUUAAGGGAAAAACAUCUGAAUGUCCAACACAUCUGGCCAGUACAGUGUUGAUUAUAAUCUUAAUCCUGAUCGUCAUCGGUUGUGUAAUUGUAAUUGUUUGCCUCUGUGCACGAAAUGGAUGUAUUUCCGAGGAUCAAAUAUUAGCUGUCCAAGAUGCACCACUCUCUAGCCCUAUUCCAGUGCAGAGCAAUCCAGAGGUUCGUUAUGAACAAGUUCUCGACCAGCAUGACGCUCCAAUCAAGAAUGGAUCACAGGGAGGGGAAAACUCCAGUUCUGUGAAACCUAUUGAUCGGCAAUCCAUACCGAUGCCACACAUCCAAGGAUCCACUUUCUCAGCCUCUGAGUAGCCAGACCAGGGGCGUAUCUAAGGAGGCAAGCAAAUACUUGGAAGUUGCUUUGGAUAAAAGCGUCUGCUAAAUGAAUACAUGUAAAUGUCUCAAAUCAAGCUGUCUCUCAAAUUGAGCUCUUGAGUAAGGUGGCCUCUCUUGAAGUGACUGUUUUGUACAGUUUUUUUUCCAUGACUGUCAUUUCAAAUUUCUUCAAAAUGUUAUUUAUAGUAGUAGUUUCAAAUGUUUCUAUAUUAAUAAACAUUUA